Messenger RNA from Mytilus californianus (California mussel), 10080 nucleotides. RefSeq names its product pre-mRNA 3' end processing protein WDR33-like. Lineage: Eukaryota; Metazoa; Mollusca; Bivalvia; Mytilida; Mytilidae. Bases 83 to 5194 code for a protein of 1703 amino acids. Gene Ontology annotation, molecular function: zinc ion binding; nucleic acid binding. The transcript has 6 exons. The record is from RefSeq and is a predicted model, not a curated record.
GCUACACUUAAUGGGGAAUUCGACGGCAGCGAUUAUUGCCGAAAUUUGUACCAUUAAACCAAGGCAUUCUUGUUAAAGCAUAAUGUCUUCUGGUGCAUCAGGAGGCUAUGCGACAGCAGGAGGAGGAGCUGCCCCACCCCCACCACCACCCCAGGGAUCUGGAAGUUAUUCACAAUAUCAGCAACCAGCUAGUGGAUAUUCCUCCGAUAACUAUACAUCAUCAGGAUACAACUAUUAUUCAUCUAACCAAUAUCAAGGACAGCAGCAACCACCCCAGCCACCAGUUCCACCCACGACAACACAGACCCCGUCACAAUAUUCUACAUCAGCAGCAUCCUAUUCAACAUCAUCAGCACCACCACCAACAACACAGUAUUCAACAGCAGCAACACCAACAGACUCACAGUACUCAACAUCACAGAGUCAACAAUAUUCAACAAGUGGAAGUAACACACAACCUUACUCUCAGUAUAAUUAUUCUCAAUAUGGCAAUUAUACUCCUGAACAGUAUCAACAGAUGUGGGCCAAUUAUAACCAGUAUCAACAAAGCUCUAAUACAGGCUACCAACAAGCAGGCCAAACUCAACCAGUAACGACAAGUAGUACUACUCCUACUCAACAGGCACCUACUCAGGCUACUGGAUACCAGCAACAAAGUCCUGCAAAUCCACCAUUACCGGCAACUCCCACAACUCCUGGUUACCCAGCAGCCAGUCCAGCAAGUCAGCCUAGUUCAAUGCCAGGAGCUGUUCCUACAACCAAUGCAAGUAGUACACCGACUAGUGGACAACCUUAUCAACAAGGAACAGGGUAUCAAGGAUCUAGCUACCCACCAACAGGCUAUCAGCAGGGAAGUAACUGGUACCAACAGGGACAAGGCAAUUAUGGGUACCAGUCUAGUUCAGGCUCUGGAUACCAGCAAAGCACACAGCAAGGAACAAAUCAGCCACCACCUCCACCAGAUAAAACAAAAGAGCCAACACCAGAAAAGGCUACUUCAUCUUAUCAAGGAUAUCAGCAGUCAGGAGACAGUUAUGGCUAUCAGCAGUCUGCUCCAGGAUACCAGCAAGCGAAAGGUACUGAAAGCUAUUCACAGGCAGGAAAUUACCAGUCCCAGAGCAGCAGUGGAUACCAAACUGCUCCAGGCAAUACAGGAUACCAGCAGGCACAAGGGGCUUCUAGUUACCAAUCAGCACCACCAGUAGGUACAGGAUACCAGCAGCCACAAGGUUCUUCUGGAUACCAAACAGCCCCAGGCAGUACAGGUUAUCAGCAGGCACAAGGGUCAUCUGGUUACCAAACAGGACCUGCCAGUACUGGAUACCAGCAGCCUCCUUCAUCAACUGGUUACCAAACAGGACAAGGAAGCACUGGAUAUCAACAAAAUCAAGGAAGCACUGGAUAUCAACAAAAUCAAGGAAGCAGUGGAUAUCAACAAGGACAAGGUAACACUGGCUACCAGCAAAGUCAAGGAGGAACUGGAUACCAACAAGGACCAGGUGGAUACCAGCAAGGGGAGGUCAAGGGAAACACAGGAUAUCAGCAGGGCUCAGAUGUCUCUGGGUACCAGCAAGGAUCUGGUCCUGGAGGCUACAAACAGGACUCUACUGAUUAUCAGUCCAGCUAUCCCAAAGAUCCUGAAGGAUAUGGCAGUCAGCCACCAAUCAGUGGUUACAAGGACAAUAGUUCUGGUUACAAAGAUAGCAGUUCAAGUUACCAGCAAGAUGCUAGAUACCAACAAGGGAAAGACAGUAACCAGCCUGGAAGUAACUAUGACUACCAACAGUCAGGUCCUACUACUGAUUACCAACAAGGACCAAACUGGAAUCAAGGUGACACAAAACCAGCAUCCAGGUGGGGAAAUCAAACUGACACAAAGCCAGCAUCCAGAUGGGGAGAUCAAAGUGACACAAAGCCAGUGUCAAAAUGGGACCAAGUUGAUCCAAAGCCAGCAUCCAGAUGGGGGAAUCAAGGUGAUCCAAAACCAGCAUCAAAAUGGGAUCAAGUUGAUCCAAAGCCAACAUCCAGAUGGGGGAAUCAAGGUGACGCAAAGCCAGCAUCCAGAUGGGGGAAUCAACAGCCGGAAUCAAAUUAUGACAAACAUGGCCCAAGUCCGGAAAAUUAUUCUCCAGGAAACCUAGGACCAGCAGUACCGCCAAGUAACCAGAAACCAGGAUAUGGUGAUUAUCAACCGCCACCACCAGCCAGAACUACAGGCUUCAAUCCUGAUAAUUUUCCAGCUGAUGAUAUGUAUGACGAAGGUCCGCCAGAUACCAGUGACAAACCAUUUAUGACAGGCAUGGUUCCUUCACAAAGAGAUUAUUCAAGAGAUGAUGAUAGAUUUGAUCGCAGAGGACGGGGAAGAGACUUCAGAGGUGGUCGGGGUGGACGUGGUCGUGGUUAUGAUGGAACUGAUGAUCGUGAUAGUUUUGGACACCGAGGUGGUCGUGGUGGACGAGGUGGUAGAGAUCAAGACGAUCGUUUUGAUAGAGGCAGAGGAAUGGGUGGUGACCGUUUUGCAGGUCGUGGUGAAAGAAGGGAAUCAGAAGACAGAUUUGAAGGACGGGGCAGAGGUAGAGAUUUUGGAGGAGGAGGACGUGGUCGUGGUGGAUUUGGACAUGAUGAUGUGGUGAAAGGAGAAUUUGACGAUAAUAGAGUAAGAGGGAAAAGUUUACUUGGUGAAUUUGCAAGUGAAAACAGAGGGAGAGGUGGAGACUUUUUUGGUGAUAACAGAGGGAGAGAAGGCGACCUAAUGGGAGAUAACAGAGGGAGAGGUGGAGAUUUUAUGGGAGAUUCUAGAGGCAGACCUAGGGACUUUGGAGAUAACAGAGGAAGAGGUGGUUUUGGUGGUGACCGAAGAGGUGAUCAUAGAGGUGGAUUUGGAGGUGACAGAAGAGGUGGAUUUGAAAAUGACAGAAGAGGUGGAUUUGGAGGUGACCAUAGAGGUGGGUUUGGAGGUGACAGAAGAGGUGGAUUUGAAAAUGACAGAAGAGGUGGAUUUGAAAAUGACAGAAGAGGUGGAUUUGAAAAUGACAGGAGAGGGGGAUUUGAAAAUGAUAGGAGAGGUGGAUUUGAAAAUGAAAGGAGAGGUGGAUUUGGAGGUGACAGAAGAGGUGGAUUUGAAAAUGACAGGAGAGGUGGAUUUGGAGGUGACAGAAGAGGUGGAUUUCAUGGUGGAAGAGGGAGUGGAGGAAUGAAUGAGAGGGAAAGUUCUUGGGACAAUUCUAGGGACAGAGACAGUUCAAAGGACAGAGAAAACUCUGGUUCAGUUAGAGCUCCAAGUAGGUCAUUUGGUGGAAGGAAGGACAGUUUUAAUGAUAAUGAACAUAAGAAUAAAAUGGACAUUGUUAAGGAGGACAGACAAGCUAAACGCAAAACAGAAAAUGUGUCUUCUCUUGUUGAAGAGAAAAAGUCUCAACCUCCUGUCAAGAUAGCUAAAGUUGACCCUCUAAAGCCAGAUAAAGAGAAGAAAGAAGUGAAAGAGGAAAAGACAGAUGACCUGAAGAAAACAGAAGAUGAGUUGAAGAAAAUAGAUGAUGAACCAAUGGAAAGCAAAGGCAAUUAUUCCGAUAUUGAUGAAGCGGAACUUGACAAGAAGAUUGAGGCCAUGAAACAACCAUUGUACUGUAAACUCUGUGAAACUAAAUUGAACAAUGCAACACAAGCAAAACAGCAUUAUGAGGGCAAACCACACAUGAAGAAAGUCAGAGCAUACAAAAAUCAGGCAGCACUUGACGCCACAUUGGCAAAAAUAGCAGCUAAGAAGACUGGCAUUCCGACUGAUGAAAAGAAAACUGCUGAAAGUGAAAAAAAGAGUGAAGGAGAGAAGAAAGCCAAUGAAGUAUCACAAAAAACUGAGAAUGGAGAGAAAAAGGAAGCUGAUACAAAACCAGGGGAUAUAAACUUUCCAGAUUGUUGCGAUAUAUGUGAGAUGGCAUUCCAGCACCCAUCAAUGGCAGAGGCCCAUUUCAAGGGUAAAAAUCAUAAAAAGAAGAUGUUAAAGUUAGAAGGCAAACAAGAUGUUGGAUUUGAACUUUUAAAGGAAGAUGCUCCACAUAUUUCCAAGGAAGUAGAAAUAUUUAAGUGUUGUUUAUGUAAUCAUCAGACAAUGUUUGAAGACAAUAUAUUUGAACAUUUAAAUAGUGAAAAGCACAGACAGAAAGCAGGACGUGGUCCUCUGCCUGUGUAUGGGCCUGGUGGAAAAAUAACAAUGACAAAAGAUGAUGGACCAAGUUUGCUUGGACCAGGUCCACCUUCAGUGCUUGGUCAUGGCCCAAGACCACCAGUAAAAAAGGGACCAGGACCACCAUCACUCUUAGAUUUAGAUGAACCACCUCCUAGAGCCCUGUUAGACUUGAGACUUGCCAGAGGGGGUCCUAGGAGACCUAGUAUAGAACCUGGUCCUGGAAUGAUGAUAGAUAACCCUCCAUCUAAUAGGUCUCCAUUAUUUGAUGGUCCCCCAAGGCGAUUUGAUGGACCAAGGGGUCGUGGUGGUUUUGAUGGACCUAGAGGUCAUGAUGAUUUUGAUAGACCCAGGGGUCCUUUUGGAGGUGAUGGACCUAGGGAUUUUGAUGAUUUUGAUGGGCCAAGAGGCACUAGGGGCUUUGAUGGACCUAGAGGCCCUGGGGGCUUUGAUGGACCAAGAGGUCCUGGAGGCUUUGAUGGACCAAGAGGUUCUGGAGGCUUUGAUGGACCAAGAGGUCCUGGAGGCUUUGAUGGACCAAGAGGUCCUGGGGGCUUUGAUGGACCAAGAGGUCGUGGUGGCUUUGAUAGACAUAGAGGACGUGGUGGCUUUGAUGGACCAAGGGGCCGUGACGAUUUUGAUGGACCUAGGGGUCCUUUUGGAUUUGAUGGACCUAGGGACUUUGAUGAUUUUGAUGGGCCGAGGGGUCGUUUAGGAUUUGAUGGACCUAGGGAUCGUGGGGGUUUUGAUGGACCAAGAGGCAUGUUUGAUAUGCCUCAUGAUCGAUUCCGUGAACCAUUCAGGGAAAGACCUCCUUUUGAUCUUAUGGAAGUUAGUGAUGAAGAAGUGGACCGUGACCCAAAUCCCUUCAGAAGUUUGGAGAGAAGAGAAAGAAAAUCCAGAAACUUUAGGAACUUUAACCCAGAUAGGAAUGAUGAUUUGCCAUUUGACCGUCGCAAUCGUAGAGGUCCAAUGGGGCGAAGAAAUUCAGCAGAUGAAGAAAUGUCAUGAAUCAUAUUGUCAUCACAGACAAGUGUAGUUGAGUCAUUUUACUGUUUAUAGUACCAUUCAUUUAUACAUCAGCCAUAAACAUACAUCUCAAGUGACCAUUGUUCAACUGUUCAUAAAUUAAUACUGCAUUCCAUAGGUAAAAAGAAAAAUGCAUUUUUGUCUUUGAAUGGUUGAAUUGAUACGUGGGAGUUUUUGUUUAAUCAUUCUGGAUUUUUUAUUGAAGUUCAUGAUUUUAUAUUUUUGUACAGAUUUAUUCAUAUAUGUUUGACAUAGAAAUUGGCUCAUUUAUUUCACAGAAAAAACAACUGCAUUCAUUAAAAUGUUUACAAUAAUUAAGACAUAUUUUCAUCUGAGCAGUGCUAUAAUGGUCACUUGUGUCAUGUCAGAUAUUCUUUUGUUACUUUAUACUAUAACAUAAUGUGUGUGUAUGUCUCUGUCUAGUGGAGUAUCAAAAACAUAGUUUCAUUUUUGUUAGUUCAUCAUAGUUAUCAUUGUGGGAUACUAAGUAUCGUAGAAUUCCUGGGAUACUAAGUGUCGUAGAACUCGCAGGAUUAUAAAAAUUGUAGAAUUAUCAUACAACUCCUGUGAUACUAAGUAUUGUAGUUUUCCUUGGAAGUGGCAAACCAUAAAAGUCUUCACUGAAAUACAAAUCUGGUAUGGCUUAGACAAUCAGAUUCUAGAAAACUAUUAAACAAGUGUAUCUGAAACCAAGUACUCUUUAAAAGUUGGUAUUGUAAAUUGUCUUUUCUUCGAACUAGGUAAAUGAAUGACUCCACAGUAUAAGGCAUAGUUUGAUUGGUCUUGACCAGAGAUGAGAGAACAAGUACUGUGGAUUCAUUUAUUUUCAUGGCUACCCAUUUUCAUGGAUUAAGGACAAAUUAUGUUUUCGUGAAUAUUUGAUUUUGUGGUAGUCUACAUACAGGUCUAUAGAAAAAUUGUACUUCGUUGAACAUUUAAAUUCGUUGUUCACCUGUAUCCACUUAAUCCACGAAAAUUGGUAUUCCACAAAUAAUAAUGAAUCCACUGUAGUAGAUUUAAAACGUCAAUCUCGCACAUCCCCAAAAUGGCUGAAUCUUUGGCUACCUUUGGGGUUAUGCAUGAGUGCUAUUGAUAUUAAAGUAUUGUUACUCUAGGCAUGUCACUAAUUUUGAUUUAUACAUUAAAAAAAAAAAGACUGGUAUCAAAUUACCCCCAGUGUGUAGAAUGUUGCCUGGCCUUAUACUUUUACCCUUUGGUCGACAGGAUGAUGGUUAAAUUUCUAAAGCAUAUUUUAGGUUAUUUUUAUGCAAAUUUAUGGCUAUUCCAUUAAACUGGAAGUGGGAGGGUAGGAAAGGACCUCGAAAUUCCAUCAGCAACCAACAUACUUUGAGGAUCUUACAUAUUACCAUAAAUGACCUAAGACGAAUGUUCAUUUCCUACCCUGACAUUACAUUAAAUCGAGAAACCCUUGAGUGCCUAUUUAGAUCAUUUUCAGUUUUUGUGACCAUAAUGAAGUCUAUAUUCCAACAUUUUCAAUUUUUGUGACCAUAAUGAAGUCUAUAUUCAGGUUAUUUUCAUUUUUUCUUUUGUAUUGAGAUAGUUGGGUGUGUAAUGAUGGUCAGGGGAUUACCGGUAGUUAUUUUAACUAUGUGUAAUUUGACUAAACAUAUAUCUUUACAAUAUAGGAAAUUACACAUACUUUGCUUUAUAUAGUAACAAAAGAAUUGAGGAUUUUAAAGUGGGAUAUUUGGUGUGUAUGUAUGGUUUUAAUAUACAAAGCUGAUGUUAAUUUUUGUUGUUGUUUGGGUUUUGACAUAGUUGUACAUUGUGUUAUAAUUCUGUUAUGAUUUUAAGCAAGCUGUAUUAAAUUGAUGUGUUAUCACAAGUUAAUAUUUACCAAGGCAGAAGGCUGAGGUGAAUAUUAAUUUAGAAUCUUCUAUAAUGAAUGCAUCUUGAUUCUCCAAAGAUAUGGACAUUUAUUGUUUUUUAUGCGACUCGUCGUCAUUUUUAAUGCUUGAAAAUGUUAAGUGUAUAAUUUUGACUUGUUUUUGGUGAAUAUAUGAUUACAUGUAAGAAAGGUAGAUAUAUAUAUGUGAGUCAUUAAGAAAGAAAAUGUUCUUGUAAGUUUUUUUACUAUUUAAAAUAGCAAAUAGCUUAAAAGAUGGUUUAUCAUAUGAUAAGGGUCAUUAAUCACAAAUUUUUUGUUUUGUUUUUAAUUUUUGUAUCUUAAAUUAACGUUUUAUUGAGGUGUAAAUAAAUGUCUUAAAGUUAGUUUGAACCUAAAUUUACAGUUUGAAUCCAAAUUGUAUAGUGCUUAAACAUAAGAAACCAUAUAUGGAUGGUUAUGUAAUAUUACACUUCGUUUAUGUUAAAAUGAAAAUACAUUGGGCAGAUACACAGGAGACAGUAUCCAAAAUAUAUGUAGAAAAAAAUCACACUACUGGAAAACACUUGACAUAUUUUAAAACAGUUCUUCAAUAUGUUGAAAGAGUUAAACCUGAAUCGACAACUUGCAAGAGAAUGAUAUACUGUAAAUUCAGAAAUUAUUGCGAGGUUUAUAUUAAUUUGAGUAUUGCAAUAAUAAGAACUCGCAUUCUCUUAUUUGACAAAUAUAUCUGUAUUUUCCUGAAAUCGCAAUAAUCAAUCUCGCAAUUUUUAGCUAUUCUCAAAGAAUGGCAAUAAUCAAUCUCGUGAUUUUUAGCCAUUCUCAAAGAAUCGCAAUAAUAUCUGAAUUUACAGCAUACAUACAUAGUUUAUUUUGUGAAAUGAAUUUUAUUCCAGAAAAUUUAAAUCAAUACAGAAAAGAUGAGAAGCACUUCUUGCCAUUUUAAUAGAAAAACCAUUAAAUUUUUUUUUCUUCAAAAAAAAUAUUUCUGCUUCAUUUGACCCCUAAGUACUUCACUGUUGAUCAUCAAUACCACUCAGAACUGUGUGAUCUUGAUGUAUAUAAAAUGUAAUUACAAAAAGAAUGUAUGUACGGUUUUAUUUUCAUAUUAGAUGACAUCAUUAAAAACAACAUAACUGAAUGGUUAUUUAUCACAGUAAUUAGAAAUGGAAAUUUAUUUGUAUGCAGCAUUUUGUCAAAUUGUAAUAAAUAAACUUCCAUGUUUGUCCAUUGUUCAACAGUUGCUAAAAUUUCUUGAAUUUACAGUAUCUGUUUCUCGUAGCCUUUUGGUAUGAGCAGGGGAUUUUAAUGUCUUUGUGGCGUUUGUGCCAUUGUAUUCAUCAGAGAAUGAUAGUCAAAGAAGAAAACUAUAAGUUUAAUUAAAAGAUACUAACAGGGCAAUAAAUAGUUGGAAGUACAGACAGUACCAUGGCUAACAGAAGAGAGUUGCAGGAAAGACAAAAAAGUCCACAAAAAUUGCAAUAAAGUUCGGUCAGUACAAAUUCCCAACAGAUUUGGGAUGAACUCUUAGCGCUUUGGAGGCUUAGAAAUUUCUGCUUCAUCUCGUUGUUUUUAUUUAAAUAAUUAUCAUUUCCCUUAUGAACAUGAUUGCAUCUACCGUUUUGUAAAACAUAAACAGUGGGAAAAAUUAUUUGGAACUUAGCACUUGAUGUGGAUAUUUCUUUUUGUAAUGUGUGUAGACUUCCAAGUCUGAGACAUACCAUGAACAAUCAGUGUGAUUGAUGUACAUCUGUUGUUCGGCAAUUAGCCUAUAUUUCUUUGUAUAUAUAACAAGAUCUUCCUGUUUGAAUGUGUGUUGUUAGUGUCGCACUAAAUACAAAUGGAAAAAAAAAAAAAAAGGUGUUUGGUCAUGUGUUAUUAGUGUAAGUGUCGCACUAAAUACAAAUGGAAAAAACAAGAGGUGUUUGGGUUUGUGUUCUAAUGUUAGUGUCACACUAAACAUAAAUGGAAAAAAAAGGUGUUUUGUCGUGUGUUGUUAGUGUAAGCAUAACACUAAAUAUAAAUGGAAAAAAAACAAAAGGUGUUUGGUCGUGUGUUGUUAGUGUAAGUGUAGCAAUUGAUACAAAUAGAAAAAAAAACAAAAGGUGUUUGGUCAUGUGUUGUUAGUGUAAGUGUAACACUAAAUGCAAAUGGAAAAACAAGAGGUGUUUGGUCGUGUGUUGUUAGUGUAAGUGUAACACUAAAUAUAAAUGGAAAAAACAAGAGGUGUUUGGUUUUGUGUUCUUAAUGUUAUUGUUACACUUAAUAUAAAUGAAAAAAACAAGAGGUGUUUUGGUGUCUUAAAAAACCGAGAGAUAUUCCACAACAAAUAAGUGACAUACAUCAUGUACAUGUAUCUUUAUGUUUAGAUGCCCAAAGGACUUCUACAUACAGUCGGUUAGCAUGCUACAUCUUUUUUAUUCUAUGCUUACUAAAAUUGUCAAUGUGUUCUUUUUUUUAUGAUGUGAAUUAUUCUGAGCUCUCCAUUGGUUUAAGUUUAGCUAUGAUGUUCGUUUUUUGUACCCUGUUAAUAGUUUUGCCAAGAAGAGGAGAACGACAAAUAAUCCCUUGUGAUGUCAAACAGAAAAUCAGGCAACAGAUUCACCUCAUAGUUUGCCUACAUUGUCCUGAACAUGCAUAGAUAUUUGCUACUGGACAUAAAGCAAACAAUCUAUAGUUAGCCUACAUAUUUCUUAAGAAUCAUCAAAGAAACAUUGCAAACACCAUUUUCCCACAAAAGACCAUUUAACUUGAAAUCUUUUACACUGCUCAGAAAAUUAUGUUUUACAAUUAAAUACUUUAUGGUCUCAAUUCUUCCUGUAUACAGAGGUAUAAUCUAUAUGUAUAUGCAGCUAACUUGAUUGGAAUUCAUGUUUGUAAAUAUCUACUUUCAAUCUUUCAUAUUAAUACUUGUUAACCAUUUUUUUGCAUCAAUGGUACACCAUUACCAUUUGUCAUAUAAACCUGAUUUAGGAUUUCUGUUUCAUUGUACAACAUUGAUUAAUAAAGUGUUGUUAUUAUA